Molecule: messenger RNA, 2614 nt
Organism: Seminavis robusta
Lineage: Eukaryota; Bacillariophyta; Bacillariophyceae; Naviculales; Naviculaceae
Source: the annotation of a GenBank genome assembly
AAACAAACACAUCACACCUCACAAUACUCCACUUUGAAUGGAUAGUCCAUCUGUAAACUUAAAAACCAACACAAGGGAGGGGACUACUAUCUAUCAUCCGUACUAUAACAUAACAUAACAUAACAUAACAUAACAUCAAUCAAUAAUAAUCAUCCACCAAUAUGGACACCUAUUUGAAAGAAGAUCCCGAGCUCAAGCGCCAAAUGGGCGCACUGGAGGGUGUCUCUUCCAAAGCUGCCUUUGCCGAUUGGAAGGCAUCCUUUCUGGCCGCCAUUCAACAGUUUUUGGAUCAAGAUGGGAGCAUCAAGGCAGAAGAAGCCUAUCGCAAAUUCAACAAGAGCAUUACCAGUUUGGAAAAGAUUAAUUCCAAAUUACAGUCAUCCAUUGAUGAUGGCGGACUUUCGGUAGACCGCAAUCCUUCCGUCAAAGCUCGCAAGGCACUCAAUGAAUUGGGUGCCAAACUCGAGUCGAUUGCCGAUGCCUUGCAACUCUUAUUGCCGGGAAACAUGGCGGAACAGGUCGAAUACACGAAUUUUCACAUGGGCGCCAUUUUGAUUCGCGAAGGUUUUUCGUCGUAUGCCGCACUCGAUGCGGCCGAUCAACAUUUGCAACAAUUAAAACAACAUCCCGCCCUGGCAGCCGCGGCCGAUCGACAAUUGAUGGAAUCGAUCGAACGCUAUCGCGAACGCUUGCAGGCAUUUUGUACCAUCAUGGCCGAUUUGGGAAUUAUGAAAAUCUGUAAUAAAGCGCAAGAAGUCAAACAGAUUACGGAUGAACCCGAUCCGGUAGAGAAUCUAGAAGCGUUUACACCGGCCAUUGCGGAAGAACCCGCGGAGGGUCCCAAAAAGAAAUGGACACCACCACCCAAACAACCUGCCAAAAAGAAAGAAACUGCCAAAAAGGCUGGCAAAAAGGCAUUGCCUCGAGUUCGCCGUAGCAGCAAAGACGAAAUCGCAGCUGACGACGAAGCAAAGGAACCAGGUGACCAGAAAAAACCAAAGACAAAAAAACCUCCCGCUCGAGCCAAGAGUAUGCCCAUGCCCGAACCGACGGCCGAAGUGAGCAUUACGGCCAAACACAAAAAGCUCAAAGAUUUGGAAGAACCCGAUCCGACCUCCUUCAAACGCAAAAUCAUUCGUAAAAAGGGACAGCGACCGUCGGUCGCCGACAAGAAAGACACGACACCCGAUCUCGAACACACGGCCGCACCGACGUCACCGAAACGAUUUAGUACCAACGAUAGUCGCGGCUGUGGACGACGAUUGUCGCAAGAAGAAGCCAAAGAAAAGAAACUACCCCGAACCAAGAGUAUGCCCAAUCCCAAAUUGGAGGCACUGGGAGACGAUGACGGUGAAAAGGGGGAUUCCCAAGAGCAGAGUGACAAACAGGUAGAAGGGAAACCCAAGGAUCCACCCGCCAAGAACAAAAAGGGAAAGGAAAAUACGGCCAACGCCGCUCCAGCUCCAAAGAACGGACAACAGCCACCGCCCAACAAGGGACCCUCCAAGAGUACCACGGUGAUGCAAGAACCCGCCGCACCGCCCCCGGCACCCGCCAAAAAAGCAGACACCAAAGUCACCAUUACCGUGUAUUUCAACGACAAACAGCAAGAACACAAAAUUCAACUCCAAGUGGACGUGAAAAAGGAUACACUGAAAAGCUUAAAGGCACAGUUGGAACCCAAAACGGGGUUGAAACCGGAACAACAACGCAUCUGCUUGCGAUUUCUUGGCAACGAAUUGACCGGGCCCAAACCAUUGAGCUUUUAUUCCAUCAAGGACGAAUCGGAACUGGAUCUGGAUCCCAAAACCAUUGCCUUGUUGGUCCAAUUGCCCAACAAGACAUUCACCAUGGAAGGGGUGGCACCCAACUCCGAUACCAUUGAGCAAUUGAAAGCGCGAAUUGAAACCGAAUCGGGUCUGGCGGCGGCACGACAAUCCUUGUUUUUUAAGAAUAACGAAUUGCCGCCCCGGAAAACCGUCAAGGAAAUGGGGAUUCCCAAUGGAGCUCAAAUCAAGGUGGAGCUCUUUGCCAAAGUUCCCGUUACCAUUCAUCUUGUAUUGGAGAAUCGAAAAGUGCAGCUGAUGUUGGAUUUGACCAAAGACAAACUCGACGAUCUCAAGACACUUAUUGAAACCAAAACCAAGGUGCCCAAAGACAAUCAACGGUUGUUUGCCAACAAGGAUUGCAAAGACGAACUUAUUGGGUCGAGUGGUGGGGAAGAAAAGAGAAAAUCACUCUUGAAGAGCAUGUCCUUUCGGAAAAGUAAUUCGUCCAAGAAAACCUUUUGUCGCGAUUUUGGGAUUCAAGAAGGAUCGGAACUCUACAUGGAACCCAAAGUUAUCAAAGUGACCAUUGUCAUGCCCGACGGGAAAUCCUACAAACCGUCACUCCCACCCUCGUCGGACAUGAGUGUGAUGAUCAAGGCCCUAGCGGAACUUACCAAAUCCAAAGACUUGGCGGGGAAGAAUCCAGUGUUCAAACUCGGGGACAAGGCAUUGCCCAAGGGAAAGACAUUGAAGGAUGCGGGGAUGCGAGAGGGGUCCAAGGUGAAGCUGGAACUAACUAGUAAAUAAAUAAAUAAUGAUACAUAUAGAAGGACAACAUUACAUGC